GGCGGGGAUACGGCGGCGACGGCGGCAGCGGGUUCGGUUGCGCGUGGCGCACGGGGUAGGAGCGGAGCCCAGGCCGGGAACAGGCGCCGCCGCCAAUACCAUGGGGAACGUGUUGGCUGCUAGCUCGCCGCCCGCAGGGCCGCCGCCGCCUCCAGCGCCGUCCCUCGUGGGGCUGCCGCCGCCGCCUUCGCCGCCGGGCUUCACGUUACCGCCGCUUGGGGGUGGCCUGGGCGCCGGGGCGAGCGCUGGCCGAGGUUCAGAACGGACUUCCGGGCCUGCGGCCAGCGGCGCUGCGGGGGCCGCUGAUGAUGGAGCCUGCGACUGCCUGCCCAACCCGGGCACGUUCGAGGAGUGCCACCGGAAAUGCAAGGAGCUGUUUCCUGUUCAGAUGGAAGGUGUCAAACUUACAGUCAACAAAGGGUUGAGUAACCGAUUUCAGGUCACCCACACUGUAGCCCUUGGCACAAUUGGGGAGUCCAACUACCACUUUGGGGUCACAUAUGUGGGGACAAAACAGCUGAGUCCCACAGAGGCGUUCCCGGUGCUAGUUGGCGAUAUGGAUAACAGUGGUAGCCUCAAUGCGCAGGUCAUCCACCAGCUGAGCCCAGGCCUCAGGUCCAAGAUGGCCAUUCAGACCCAGCAGUCCAAGUUCGUGAACUGGCAGGUGGACGGGGAGUACCGAGGUUCUGACUUCACAGCUGCUGUCACUCUAGGCAACCCAGAUGUCCUAGUGGGUUCAGGAAUCCUGGUGGCCCACUAUCUGCAGAGCAUCACACCAUGUCUGGCCCUGGGUGGAGAGCUUGUCUACCACCGGCGGCCUGGCGAGGAGGGCACUGUUAUGUCUCUAGCAGGGAAAUACACAUUGAACAACUGGUUGGCGACAGUCACACUGGGCCAGGCAGGCAUGCACGCAACAUACUACCACAAAGCCAGUGACCAGCUGCAGGUGGGCGUGGAGUUUGAGGCCAGCACCAGGAUGCAGGACACCAGUGUCUCCUUUGGGUACCAGCUGGACCUGCCCAAGGCCAACUUCCUCUUCAAAGGCUCGGUGAACAGUAACUGGAUUGUGGGCGCCACGCUGGAGAAGAAGCUGCCCCCGCUGCCCCUGACACUGUCCCUCUGCGCCUUCCUGAACCAUCGCAAGAACAAGUUCCUUUGUGGCUUCGGCCUGACCAUUGGCUGAGCCUCACGCCUUCCUCCGCAGACCCAGGCCACCUUGCCUGCAGCCCGCUGGGCGCCGCCGCCUUCCCCUCCUUUCCCUCCCUCCAGGGGUCGGGGCAGCGGGAAGGAGGGGACCCACCCCAGCAGCCAGCUGAAGAGCAGCUUCUGGAACCCAGGGGGCCACUUGAAGAUCCCCGGUGCCCUGGGACAUCGGAGCCCGGGAGCCCGGAGGACGUUUGUGGAGUUGAAGGGCACUGAUCAGAGGCAGCCGGACAAGCUCAGGGAGCGUAGCUGGAUGUCCCCAUCCUCCCCAGAGCACUACGGAGCGCGCCGAGGGCAGCAGAGAAGCGUCCCAUCUGCUAGGCCGCCGUGUCACUCCCCCUCCACCCCUCCAUAGAAAUCAUGUUUAUAAGUUAUGGAAGAACCGGGACAUUUUACAGAAAAAACUUCAAAAGCAAAAAAUACACAUGAAAAAAAAA
Messenger RNA from Nannospalax galili (Upper Galilee mountains blind mole rat), 1640 nucleotides. RefSeq names its product translocase of outer mitochondrial membrane 40 (gene Tomm40). Bases 101 to 1183 code for a protein of 360 amino acids. The transcript has 10 exons. Lineage: Eukaryota; Metazoa; Chordata; Mammalia; Rodentia; Spalacidae. Gene Ontology annotation, cellular component: mitochondrial outer membrane; mitochondrial outer membrane translocase complex. The record is from RefSeq and is a predicted model, not a curated record. Gene Ontology annotation, biological process: protein import into mitochondrial matrix. Gene Ontology annotation, molecular function: transmembrane protein transporter activity.